Molecule: messenger RNA, 662 nt
Organism: Ochotona curzoniae (black-lipped pika)
Lineage: Eukaryota; Metazoa; Chordata; Mammalia; Lagomorpha; Ochotonidae
Gene: RPL10L
Product: ribosomal protein L10 like
Exons: 1
Coding region: 18-662 (214 amino acids)
Biological process (GO): ribosomal large subunit assembly; translation
Cellular component (GO): ribosome; cytosolic large ribosomal subunit
Molecular function (GO): structural constituent of ribosome
Source: RefSeq, a predicted model, not a curated record
CGGUUCCUGCUUCUGCCAUGGGCCGCCGCCCUGCUCGCUGUUACCGGUAUUGUAAGAACAAGCCGUACCCCAAGUCUCGUUUCUGCAGAGGUGUCCCCGAUUCCAAGAUCCGCAUCUUUGACCUGGGUCGGAAGAAGGCCAAAGUGGAUGAGUUCCCACUGUGUGGCCACAUGGUAUCGGAUGAGUACGAGCAGCUCUCCUCGGAAGCCUUGGAGGCAGCCCGCAUCUGUGCCAACAAGUACAUGGUGAAAAGUUGUGGCAAAGACGGCUUCCACAUCCGAGUGCGGCUGCACCCUUUCCACGUCAUCCGCAUCAACAAGAUGCUGUCCUGUGCCGGUGCUGACCGGCUGCAGACGGGGAUGCGAGGAGCCUUUGGGAAGCCCCAGGGUACAGUGGCGAGGGUCCACAUCGGCCAGGUCAUCAUGUCCAUUCGCACCAAGCUGCAGAACAAGGAGCACGUGAUUGAAGCCCUACGCAGGGCCAAGUUCAAGUUCCCUGGUCGCCAGAAGAUUCACAUCUCCAAAAAAUGGGGCUUUACUAAGUUCAAUGCCGACGAAUUCGAAGACAAGGUGGCUGCCAAGCGUCUCAUUCCGGAUGGUUGUGGGGUCAAGUAUGUCCCCAGUCACGGCCCUUUGGACAAGUGGCGAGCUCUGUACUCCUGA